UAUCUAGGGUUACGAUCGGCAGUCGAAGGAAUUGUCUAAGGCAACAAUUGAACAACCUUUAUAGAUAAUGGCUGGAAAAGCAGUAAAGUCUAUAUCAAAAGCUGUUGGGGAGUACCAGUAUCCUUGGCAAGCAAAGUUGGCAAAGUACAAGGAUGAGUUUGCUAAGGGCGUUUGGGGUUAUUGGGAGCUUGGGGCAUGGAAGCCACUGAGCAUCAGUGCCCGCCACAGAGCUCGUAUCCGCAAAGAAGUCCUUCUUGCCGAUCAAGACUGGCCUUAUGAUCCAGCACGGAAAGAGAUGAGAACUAAGAGGAAGGGGCAUAAACAUGAUAAGAUAUCGGCAGAAAAGCGGGCCCGUACUGCUGAGUUAAUGCAGAAGAUGCCUCAGAUGUUGGCAGAUUACAGGAAGAGAAGGUGGCAGAAGAAGAUGAAUGAAGAGGAGGCCAGGGCCAAGGCCGAUGAUUAGAUUCGGUUGUGCUAUCUUUGAUUUGGUAAUAUGCCGCACAUUAGUAGAUUUUAGAGGAUGGCUCUCUCCUUGCUGUUUGAUUUGUUUUUCUCUUUCCGAAUACAAUACGUUGUUUUAUGCAGGAUUAAUAUUGAAGCUUUUGUGAUGAAAAAGCUUGCAAUUUGAAAGUA
Rhododendron vialii is the source of this 633-nucleotide messenger RNA. RefSeq lists its product as uncharacterized. Lineage: Eukaryota; Viridiplantae; Streptophyta; Magnoliopsida; Ericales; Ericaceae. The transcript is spliced from 2 exons. The record is from RefSeq and is a predicted model, not a curated record. Bases 68 to 463 code for a protein of 131 amino acids.